AUGGCAGCAGCAGCAGCGCCCGCGGGCGUCGCCCGGUUCAAGCGGUUCAUCUGGACCGGCGCAUUUGCCGCCGUCACUGUGGUCGGCAGCAUCUACGGCGCGGGACUCAAGACGCAGCAAGAGUUCAAGGCGGAGCGCCGGAAGAUCAUCGAGGCGAGUCCUGAGGAGAAGAUCGCCAUGAUGGAGGAGCGGCGCAAGCGUCUGCUCAUGCAGAGACGGCCGUUUGAGAAGAAACUCGAGGAGGUGCAGGGCAGGAUAAAGGCACGAGAAGAGGAGGCUGCAACCAAAGCUAACGGCAAGUGA
Phaeoacremonium minimum UCRPA7 is the source of this 303-nucleotide messenger RNA. RefSeq lists its product as hypothetical. NCBI's taxonomy places the organism in Eukaryota, Fungi, Ascomycota, Sordariomycetes, Togniniales, Togniniaceae. The record is from RefSeq and is a predicted model, not a curated record. The transcript has 2 exons. Bases 1 to 303 code for a protein of 100 amino acids.